This is a messenger RNA of Carlito syrichta (Philippine tarsier), 3278 nucleotides long. It is a transcript of the gene KCNAB1, whose product is annotated as potassium voltage-gated channel subfamily A member regulatory beta subunit 1. The transcript has 14 exons. Gene Ontology annotation, biological process: transmembrane transport; potassium ion transport; negative regulation of delayed rectifier potassium channel activity. Bases 375 to 1580 code for a protein of 401 amino acids. Gene Ontology annotation, cellular component: juxtaparanode region of axon; membrane; cytoplasm. The record is from RefSeq and is a predicted model, not a curated record. Gene Ontology annotation, molecular function: transmembrane transporter binding; voltage-gated potassium channel activity; potassium channel regulator activity. Lineage: Eukaryota; Metazoa; Chordata; Mammalia; Primates; Tarsiidae.
GCUCCCGCGGACGCUCAGCCCUCGGCUUCUGCAGACGCCUCCCGAGACUCCAUGGAUCUGGCGGUUUGAGCAGCCGCGGCUACAGCCCGGGGAGCUCCGCGAGCCCCAUCCUCCCUCCAGCUGCCGUGACAACUUCGGGGCUGACUGUUGACUUCCGCGUCCCCGGGACUCUCUGCCCUGCGCCGCAGCCACCCGUGCCGCCGUGCGGGCUCUGGAGUCGGCCGCCAGGACUCCUCGACGGCGCCCCCGGAAAGGGGGACCAGGAGGGGCUCCACGACGAGCAGAAGCCCCCCGGCCCCCACCAGCUGCGCGGCCUCCCGUGACUGCCUGCGUCCUGGGGUUCUGAGAGGGACCGUGCGCUGCCCGGGGAAGCAAUGCAAGUCUCCAUAGCCUGCACAGAGCACAAUUUGAAGAGUCGGAAUGGCGAGGACCGACUUCUGAGCAAGCAGAGCUCCACCGCCCCCAAUGUGGUGAACGCGGCCCGGGCCAAAUUCCGCACGGUCGCGAUCAUCGCGCGCAGCCUGGGGACCUUCACGCCCCAGCACCACAUUUCCCUCAAAGAGUCCACCGCAAAGCAGACGGGCAUGAAAUAUAGGAAUCUCGGAAAAUCAGGACUCAGAGUUUCUUGCUUGGGUCUUGGAACAUGGGUGACAUUUGGAGGUCAAAUUUCAGAUGAGGUUGCUGAACGGUUGAUGACAAUCGCCUAUGAAAGUGGCGUUAACCUCUUUGAUACUGCCGAAGUCUACGCGGCUGGAAAGGCUGAAGUGAUUCUGGGGAGCAUCAUCAAGAAGAAAGGCUGGAGGAGGUCCAGCCUGGUCAUAACAACCAAACUCUACUGGGGUGGAAAAGCUGAAACGGAAAGAGGUCUGUCAAGAAAGCACAUUAUCGAAGGACUGAAGGGCUCCCUCCAGAGGCUGCAACUUGAGUACGUGGAUGUGGUCUUUGCAAAUCGACCAGACAGCAACACCCCCAUGGAAGAAAUCGUUCGAGCCAUGACACACGUGAUAAACCAAGGCAUGGCAAUGUACUGGGGUACUUCAAGGUGGAGUGCUAUGGAGAUCAUGGAAGCCUAUUCUGUAGCAAGACAGUUCAAUAUGAUUCCACCGGUCUGCGAGCAAGCUGAGUACCAUCUUUUCCAGAGAGAGAAGGUGGAGGUCCAGCUGCCAGAGCUCUACCAUAAAAUAGGGGUUGGCGCCAUGACAUGGUCUCCACUUGCCUGUGGAAUCAUCUCAGGAAAAUAUGGAAAUGGGGUGCCGGAACGUUCCAGAGCUUCGCUGAAGUGCUACCAGUGGCUGAAGGAAAGAAUUGUGAGCGAAGAAGGCAGAAAACAGCAAAACAAACUCAAAGACCUUACCCCAAUUGCUGAGCGUCUGGGCUGCACACUACCUCAGCUAGCUGUUGCGUGGUGCCUGAGAAACGAGGGUGUAAGUUCUGUACUCCUGGGAUCCUCCACUCCAGAGCAACUCAUUGAAAACCUUGGUGCCAUUCAGGUUCUCCCAAAGAUGACAUCUCACGUGGUCAAUGAGAUUGACAACAUCCUGCGCAACAAGCCCUACAGCAAGAAGGACUACAGGUCCUAAGGCAAUGCAUGAGCCAGAAGCUGUAUGGUUCCAAUAGCAGCUUGUGCCCAGCACAGAACGGUUCAGUUCCUAGCCAGUCUUUCGAGUCACUUAGCAGCCUGCUGCUCAGCCUCUAGUGUCCCUGGAUUCUUUGAGGUGUCUGCUGUCACUACCACUGUGCACAUCUGAAAACUCACAACCAAGAAAAUCCAUUCUAUUUUCUUAUCUGGGGCUGGAGUCGCCUGUUCUUGCAUCGCUUCAUGCACCUCACACACAGGCGAUGAGAAGAAUGUGGGGGGAAAGAGAAUCUGCCUUCGGGCAUUUGGUAACUCAGAGAAGGCUGUACAGAUAUAUUUUUUCAAAAUCCACAGAUGCAAUGUGAAUUGUGUAAGAAAUAGAGUAGGAUAUCUUCACUCAAAAGUCUUGCUAGGGAGAAUAAUUAGAAUUUUACUUUUUUUUGCCUAUUUUCACGAUCAUUUUUGUUUCACUUGUCAUUAAACAAAACUAAAACUUCUAGGCAUUUGCUUUAUAUAACUUUCAAAUAGUUGCUGUUGCUUGGCCCCAAGAUGGCCCUGUACAUACAAGCAUUUAUGCAGGAUGUCUCUUAGGAUUCUAAUAAUGUUAUGUCCAUUUACAUGUGGAGAUGGUAAGGGAUGAAUAAUCUUUAACUAGAGAUGUCAUGGCUAGUUUGCUAAAGAGACAGUUACUUUGCUAUGGAAACUGAGCUUUGAAUAAAAUGCAACGUAUCUGCAAUUAAGUGUUCAUUUUUUACUACAUUUUAUUAAAACCUGCUUUCUACUCUCAACUGCUAGGCACAACUUCUGCAAGUUCAAAUACUUGAGCUUCAAAAAUAAAUAGACACACACUCAGUUUUGUUAGUAAACUUGUAAAAUACCCAGAAAGGUGAAUGUUCACUGUUUAAUAGUGCUGGGGUUUUACAAUCUAACACUUGGUAUUUUGAAGGAGUUGUUAAUAUGAAAGUCAAUCAACAGGCUUUGUGAGGAACACUACGACAUGAUUCAGAAUAUGCUGGGUGAAUGGACUUGCCUGGUGAAAGAAAACUGUUCAAAGAACUUUCUGAUCCUAUAGUAACAUUAUAUGCACUCAACUAUAUGCAUGAAAGUCCCCUGCAUGGAUUCAAGGGGCUUAGCCUUGGUGUACUCAGAAUCUGAGGUCUAGCUAUCCCUGCCACCAUUGGCUAUAUACCCUCAUGAAUAUCCCACUUGAGAAAAACUGUGAGAAUAUAUUGUGUACUGGUACCUGUAAAAAGGGAGAAAACAUGUUUUUCUUCCCUUUUGGGGGGUGGGGAUGGUCCUUUAACUGUAUUGGAGCAUCUGAGGAUGUAAAGACUCUAAUAACUUUCUGGUCAGCAGGCUCCCCCUAUGGAGAUCACUUUGAAAUUUACAGAAUAUGCUACUUUCUGUCAUCAUUUCUAGAUAUGUAUUUCAUGGUUAAGUUCUAACUCUUAAAAUGUUAGUGGGAAAAGCCAACAAAUUUUCAUUUUGGUUACUUACUACCUGUAUUCUAAUAGGGAUUUUGGAUUUUUUGCCCAAGUAUCAGAGUAAUGGUGGAAAUGGAUCAUUUUUUCAGCUAUUCACUGUGUAUUCAAUUCAGUGAAUCACUGUAUGUGUAAACGAGCGAGUGUGCUGUCUAAUGGGAAAUGCGAUUUAACUGAUUUAUUGCUUAGAAUAAUAAAAGCAUUUUGUGCAUUCAAUCUCA